UUCGUUGAAUUCGAUUGGAUCGAAUCGCAUGCUCAUACUGCGAAAAUUAUGAAGUCUUCUACAAAUUCUGGAUAUGUUCGAGAAGACAUUAAGGGAACAAGAAUUUCUGAUGACUUUGAUAUAUUUCAAACGGAAGUCAUGAGCACUCCAUAUAAUGCAACCGAGAAACAUAUAAGUGAUGCGAAGAAAACCAUGCGAACGGAUAUUCUAAAUUUGAUCACGAUGCUACAAAAUCUCCUUGAUUGUAGCAUAAGUUUUGCAACAAAGAUUAAUAUGUAUAAUAUGCAAUCCAUCAGUGAGUAG
Molecule: messenger RNA, 303 nt
Organism: Acaulospora morrowiae
Lineage: Eukaryota; Fungi; Glomeromycota; Glomeromycetes; Diversisporales; Acaulosporaceae
Source: the annotation of a GenBank genome assembly